Salarias fasciatus (jewelled blenny) is the source of this 786-nucleotide messenger RNA. RefSeq names its product iodothyronine deiodinase 3a (gene dio3a). NCBI's taxonomy places the organism in Eukaryota, Metazoa, Chordata, Actinopteri, Blenniiformes, Blenniidae. Gene Ontology annotation, molecular function: thyroxine 5'-deiodinase activity. Gene Ontology annotation, biological process: thyroid hormone metabolic process. The record is from RefSeq and is a predicted model, not a curated record. The transcript has a single exon.
AUGAGCACCGUGAGAGCCGUGAAGAGCGCCGUGGUGUGCCUGGCCCUGCUGCCCCGCUUCCUGCUGGCGGCCGCCGCGUGCUGGCUGCUGGACUUCCUGUGCAUCAGGAAGCGGGUUCUGGUCCAGAUGAGGGAUCAAGACGCAGACGCCCUCGACCCUCCUCUGCGCGUGUCAGACUCCAACCGGCUCUUCAGCCGGGAGUCGCUCCGAGCCGUGUGGCGCGGCCACAAGCUGGACUUCCUGAAGGCGGCGCGUCUCGGCCGCGGGGCUCCGAACACCGAGGUGGUGGAGCUGCGGGACCACCGGCGCGCCCGGAUCCUGGACUACGCCCGGGACAAGAGGCCGCUCAUCCUCAACUUUGGCAGCUGCACCUGACCUCCGUUCAUGGCGCGCCUGAAGGCGUUCCGGCGCGUGGUGCAGCGCAACGCGGACAUCGCGGACUCCGUGCUGGUGUACGUCGAGGAGGCGCACCCGUCGGACGGCUGGGUGAGCUCGGACGCGCCGUACCAGAUCCGGACGCACCGGUGUCUGGAGGAGCGGCUGAGCGCGGCGCGCCUGAUGCGCGCGGAGGCGCCCGGCUGCCCCGUGGUGGCGGACAGCAUGGACAACUCCUCCAACGCCGCGUACGGAGCGUACUUCCACAGGCUGUACGUCCUGCAGGAGGGGCUGGUCGUCUACCAGGGGGGCAGAGGACCGGAGGGCUACCGGAUCACCGAGCUCAGGGACUGGCUGGACCGGUACCGGCAGCGGCUGAUCGAGUCCGGCAGCUCGGACCUUCACGUCUAG